GCUGCCUUUCCCUUCACCAUGACAGCAGAGGCGAACUCUUGGUUCGCGAGUCUUUCACCUUAUUCUAUCACUACAUGGGCGGAGAUGAAAAAGCUAUUCCUGGAGCAUUUUUUCCCUCCCACCAAGACGAAUGCGCUGAAAAAAGAAAUUAGUGGAGUGAAGCAGGAGUACGAUGAGUCACUGAGCACAUACUGGACUCGAUUCAGGAGGUUGGUGGAUAGCUGUCCAAACCACAAGUUUUCUGAGGGCGACUUGCUGCAAUACUUCUACCAAGGGAUGACGGUAGAUACCAAAAAUUUGGUGAAUUCAUCAAGUGGAGGAGCAUUUUCUCAAAAUACUGUUAGUGAAGCAAAACGGUUGAUUCAACACUUAGUGGAGGCCACGAGAGAGUAUGAGGAACCGCGCAUCCAACUGCUCAAGAAAGCUGCUCAAGCAAGUUCGUCAGACUUUGAGGAUAAGUUUGAAGAGAGGAUGGGUAGAAUGGAAAGAUUGCUAAGUACUGUGGUGGAGAAGGUGGCAAAUGCUGGACAACCGACAGAAAAACCAUGUGGAGCGUGUGGUAACUUUGGCCAUACAAGUUUGCAAUGCGCUGGGGGCGACAGAGAUCUUCAAGCCCAAGUAAACUCGUCUCACAACUUUUACAGUUGUUCUGAUCCACUGCACCCUUUGCCCAAACGAGACCCCUACUCGAGCAACUACAAUGCGCCGUGGAGAGAUCACCCUAAUGAUCGUUGGAGAGACCAAAGCAAUCAAGUGCAGCAGCAGCAGCAAGGCUAUAGACCGCCUCAUCAAAGAGGAUUCCAACAAGCACCAUCACCUCCACAAGAAAAUCAAGGAAAAGCUCUUGAAGAGAUGAUGAGAGAGUUGAUUGGCUCACAACAAUUGUUGCAAAAUAAUUUGCAAACAACCAAUGAAGCGGUGCUAAAACUUCAACAGUCUCAAACAGAGCAAAGGGUUCAGAUCGAAGGGUUGGCUCGUCAAGUGUCUCAGCUUGCAACGUCCGUGAAUCAACUCAAGGGCCAUCAAGGCAAGUUACCAUCUCAAGUCCAAUUGAAUCCGAGGGAGAACGUUAGUAUGAUCACUUUGAGGAGUGGCAAGGAGUUGAGUGAGCCCACAACCCAGAAUUCAAAGGAGUGUCCGAGCAAGAAUUGUGGAGUCAAAUUCAGCGUGGAAAAAUUCGAAAAUUCUGGAGGCAAGGUGGAUUCUGCAAUCCAGAAUACAGAACAGUUCGGUUUGGCCAAACAGACCAGUGAUCCGACAGCUGGGCAGAAAGAACAAGAAACAGAGCACAAAGUGGUUAAGGGUGAGCAGUCUAAGGUUCAUAAACCUUCGAGUCUACAUGAUCCCGAGAUCGAGAUACCUGUUCCUUUUCCUAGGAGGUUAGCAAAGAAGAAGCCGGAGGAAGAGCUAAUGGAUUUCAUGAGGAUAUUUGGGAAGUUAGAGAUUAAUCUUCCUUUCCUCCAAACACUCAAACUCCCUCAGCUGAGCAAGUUUCUGAAGGACUUCAUCGCUGGAAAGUCUAAGAAAUCUGGAAAAAUUGUGAUGAGCGAGAACGUGUCAGCAGUGAUACGAAAAGAGUUGCCGCCCAAAUGCAAGGAUCCAGGUUCUGGACAUACGGACUGUUUGCCCAAACGGAAGCCACGCGACAGAAAUCUGCAUUUUGAUGUGGAACCACCCGACUUAAAAGAUAAGUGUGUGGAUGAGCUUCGUCUUGAAGCUUAUGACGCCGCGAUGUGGUAUAAGGAUCGCACCAAGAUGUGGCAUGACAAGAACUUGCAAGGAAAGACAUUUACAGUCGGCCAAAAGGUACUUUUGUUCCAGUCAAAGCUGCGGUUGAUGACCGGAAAAUUGAAGACGAAGUGGAUUGGCCCCUUCGUGAUACAGUCUGUUUGCCAGACGGGGCGUUUGAGAUUCGUAGUUUAGACACGGCUAAGAUAUUCACCGUGAACGGACAACGUUUGAAGCCGUACUAUGAUGCCUCUUCUUUGGUUCCAGCGGAGUCUGUUUCGCUGUUGCUUUCGGGCACGUUUUGAGCAUUUGAGAAGUCUAGCCAAAGACUUUAAAUAAUGGCGCUUAUCGGGAGGCAACCCGAU
Messenger RNA from Salvia miltiorrhiza (redroot sage), 2093 nucleotides. RefSeq lists its product as uncharacterized. The coding region runs from base 19 to 1923 and encodes 634 amino acids. The transcript has 2 exons. The record is from RefSeq and is a predicted model, not a curated record. NCBI's taxonomy places the organism in Eukaryota, Viridiplantae, Streptophyta, Magnoliopsida, Lamiales, Lamiaceae.